AUGUCGCGGUCUUCUCAACGCCCACCUCGCUGCCCGUUUCAGAGCAGGGGAACCUUGAACUACGCCAUAGAUGUCUCGCCUCUGAACGCAGAUAAUGGUAAUGAGGCGACCGUGAGGCUUCAUAGAUUCCCAUCCCAAGAAUCUUACUUCGAGGAGCAGCCACUGUGGAUUGAUGAUCUCUUGGGUGAAUCGGAAAUGAGCCCGAGAGGGGCUCUUCGGAGGUCUGCCAGCGAUUCAGUGGCCAUUUUGGACGUCCUAUCAGAGGGCUUUAACGACAUAGAUGUACAGGCAACUGAUGGAUCAGGUUGUAAACCGACAGAACACGUGCAUGAUACUGAAGGUGGUGGUGGAUUGGAGGCAAGCUGUGUGUAUGGUCCUAACUCGCCUAGGCAUAAGUCUAAUCAAAACCAAUCAGAGAGCGCAAUAGUCUCUGCACUUUGGGAAAACGUCCCGCGAUUCCCAUUCCAAUAUGCUGCUUCGGAUAUUCGUAGUGUUGCUGAGAUCAACCAAUACAAUGCUCAUGGGAACCUCCCUUUUUCGGCUGGGGACUUUGACCCUGAAAGGGCAUCAAGGAGGUAUAUUUUGUAAACCCUUGCUGAUGCUUUAAAAUUAAUUCCCACUUUCUCUUUCUUUUUUUCAUCGAGCAUAUCUGAUAUUGGUUUGCAUUCGAUUUUCUUUUUCUUUAUUUAUGAUAAAAUACAUUUGAAAGGCAUGCGUGCCUCAAAAGCAUACUCUAGCAUACUGCGGGAACAGAGAGUUCACAAUGCUAAUUUUUUUUUAGUGUUUUGGGUUAUACGAUUUGUUAGAUUAUCUUUCGCAUUGAAGAUUUACAUUGAUUUGAGCAUAACUUGUGGCUUUUCAGAAAAAAAAAAUCAGGCUUAAAAAGGGGGGGGUUUAUUUUGAGCGGCGCAGAUGUCAAUAUCUAUCCAUGAUUUUCCCAUUUUCCUUGUGGAAACAUGUGUAAACAUUGUAGAAAACCUUUCUUGUUUGGAAUACAAUUUCAUUUUCCUUCGCAGAAUGAAAGCAAACUGUGGAGAUAUGCGCAAUGAUGCUGUGCUCUUGAAAUGCUUACAUAGGCAUGCUUCUAGUGCACUUCUGGAGGACCGUCUAUCUUCCUGUUUUACUUUCCAUUCUCGCUGUUGCCUUGUAUUUUCGUCUUAACCGUUGAAAAGAUGUUGGGCAACGGUUUUUGCCAUGACUGCACCAACAUAUGCUUGAUUUUAUUAGAAUGAUCUGCAGCAUCUCCUAGAUCAUCGAGUUGCCAGGUGACCUGUAGCUCUCUCUUUUGCGGUUUAAACCAUUGUCAUGGAAUCUUUCCUAUGAUUUCCUGGCGAAUUGCAAUGAGAGUAUCUCCCAUUCUUUCGGAGAAUGAGAAAGUUUUGUAGUUUGUUCACCAGCUCAUAAGUGUGAAAUAGUGGGUGAAUCAAUCUCUGAGUUUCUGGAUGCUACGAAAGGGCCUAUAAUUUGGAGCCAGAUGAGAUGAGAUAUGGGCCUUUGCUUCAUUGGCUGUGCAUUUUCACGCUUCACAGCCCAUAUAAAUUAUUCAACAAAAUGUAAAAAUCUAGAAUGUUUUUCAGCAAUCCUCUCUCUCUCUCUCUCUCUCUCUCUCUCUCUCUCUCUCUCUCUCCCAUCCCAUAAACCCCAUAUAUAUACACACACCCAAACACAGACAGGUAUAUGUAUAAAUAUGUAUUUUUUUCAUCAAUUUCCUUCUCAACUUAGAAAUAUGAGGACUAAGCACCAACUUCUAUAUCAUGUUACGGUGGUGCCUUGUAUCUUGUUUCAUUUGCAGAUGGGUCAGGUUUUUCGGUGGCCUUGGUUACUGUUGUGAGAGUAAUUUAGCCUCUGUUGUUCUGCAUUAGUGGACGAGUGGGUUGAUAUCUUUUGGCUUGUAUUAAACACUCCUUGUUGUUUCAUACGCAUCUAGCUUAUGAUGUGUUUUCAUUGGCGCUGAAGAUUGUCACGAUAUUCAAGGAGGGUAAGCUGGGAACUGUAUUGUAAUCAUAUGGUUUACUCCCUUUGUAAUUGUUGGUUUGUGAUCAAUGACUUGAUCGUGGCUCAAAAUCCAUUAGUCUGACGACUAGUUGGUUUCAUGAACUUCUAGUAUACGUUCAUCUUUGAGAGUAUAUAUUAGAAUAGAGGUCUUGUCAAACUCCUGGUUUUUACGGUUGGAAGUGAUCAAUCAUGAAUUAUCGGAUGAUCAACAUUAACAGUUACUGUUGGAAAGGUUAGCAAGGUGGAAAGUAGGGUCCUCAAUAUAAUUAUUAGUGUCAAUGUUCAACGAUUUCCUUGGCCAUGCUCAGUAAAAUGGUGUGAUCAACGAUGUUGGCAACAGUUCUUCGGUUUGGACAGUGAAAUAAAUCAGUAAUGGUGAAAAUAACUCUCUUCCAGCAAGGCAUGGGAUUUUGUCCUACACAUAGAUCGCUGCUCAAGGUAAGGAGUCCCAUUAUCGUACUCGGAAUAACGCCUCUACUACAGCUACCGAUUAGAGCCAGUAUAACGCCUUGUCAGGUGUAAAAUAGGGCACAAAAAAUUUGGUGGGAAAAGUCUUUCAGGUUUUCUUGAUAUGAUUAUAACUCAAUGUCGCAACGGCAAACACAAACAGAAAUAUAUACUGUGACAUUCUUAGAGCUCCACACCAUGAUCUUUAGCUAUCAUUCUGCAAGAGAGAUAAGUUAUAGAAAGUGCAGCAAAUAAUGUGUACUAGGUUUCUGUUUUGUACUUAUGACCCUCAGUGAAGAUCCAAGACACCAGGGCGUGAUUUGGGCUAGGAUACAUGUAAUUCUGGGCUUCUCAUUCCAGCAGUCAAGAUGCUACAAGCUUCCUGAAGGCUUCAUCCAUGAGAGACGGUCUGCUCCACUAACUGAUGUCACCUGUUUGUUGGCCAUUCUAUAUCUUGACUUGAUUGGUACCCCAGCCAAGCUGGGGGUCCUCUUUUAGGUCUUAUCUGCAUGGCUCUUCCUGAAGCCCUAGAAACCUCCGAGAAAUAGUCUUCGGGUAUGAUAAUGAUUUUGGUUGAAUUAUUGGACAAGACGGUUUUUCUGCCUCCGGGGCUGGUAAUGAUUUUGCUUGUGGAUGAGCAUGCGCCAUUUUUUGCUUUGUGUUGUUGUCUUCAUGUGUAUAUAUGAUCAAAUCAAAUGCGACUUUCUCUCCUUUCAUAUGGCAAUCAACCUAUUUUUAUUCAGACACUAUGGGCAGCGAUCAAGGGUUCGCAAGCUUCAAUACAUUGCUGAACUUGAAAGAACCGUCAGUGUCUUCCAAGUGAGUGUGUUUCUGUGAUAAUUAUUUCCGGCAUCUUUUUAAUGGUAUAUAAUUUUUAUUUUUAUUUUUAUUUUUAUAAUGGGUCAAUUCUCAUCUGUUGAACAGACUUUAGAAGCAGAUCUGGCAGCCAAGGUCGCAUCUCUUUUUCAGCGACGAGCAGUUCUCUAUGAAGAAAAUAGUACGCUGAAGCAGCGGAUUGCAAGCCUCCGAAAAGAGAAAAUGAUCAAGGAUGGUCAGUAUCUUCCUCUUUUUUCUUUUUUUUUUUUUUUUUUUUGGGUUGUUCAAAGCUUUCUUCCUUUCUGUUGAAAUCCAAUGUUCGAGGCCUUUUUCUCUCUCUUUUGACCUGAAACUUGAGAAACAUUGAAUUGGGAGUGGGAGAGGGGGAGCAAGAAUCCGUGAGGGCUGCACAAACAUAAUCAAUCGGUCUCCUGUAAUUGGAUGGGCAUGACGCUUUUCGUAUGAGAUUUAAACCUCUGCAUCAUUUAGAUCCUAGUGAGGGUAUUAAUGAAACAAUGGAGAAUAAUACCAUAAUUAUUACUGUGGAUAUCUCAGACCUAAUGAGGGCGGUUUAUGAUUCAAUCCAUCGACUGCUUCUGACUGGUAUUGUCGUGUAAUCUUACUGUGCCUGUUUUACAUAUCAUCCACGGGAUGUCAGGUCAACACCAGUACCUGAAGAACGAGCUGAAGAGGAUGAAAGCAGUCUUCGGGCAUCACAGAAAGACCAAGAGCACGUCGUCAUUCCAGAUGGAUUCGAUUGAGAGGGGCUCCCUGGAAGCUACCUGGCAAUCACUGGACAUGGCGAAACUCAGCCUCGGCUGA
Spirodela intermedia is the source of this 4080-nucleotide messenger RNA. The record is from the annotation of a GenBank genome assembly. NCBI's taxonomy places the organism in Eukaryota, Viridiplantae, Streptophyta, Magnoliopsida, Alismatales, Araceae.